Molecule: messenger RNA, 372 nt
Organism: Pelobates cultripes (western spadefoot toad)
Lineage: Eukaryota; Metazoa; Chordata; Amphibia; Anura; Pelobatidae
Source: the annotation of a GenBank genome assembly
ACAGUAACUGCUCCUGUGCCAAGAGAUACGGACGAUCCGAUCACAGAGAUCACACCAUCCUCUGGCAUCUUGAUUCAGGAGACACUAGGGUUCAUCUUGACAGAGAAGAGGAUCCUGACCCAAUGUGUGUUUGUCAGCUUGGACCCCAAGAUUUCCUUCGGGAAGGCGUACCAAAUUUCAUCGAUGCAGCUUCCUGAGUUACAAACCUGGUACCAGAUGCACCUCCAAAGAGCACAGGACCGUGUGCAAAACAACUUGGAGCAAGCCCAGAAACCUUUUGUUUCCAGUACUAUUCCGAUGAGCAACCGACCCAAAAGCUUCCUCAUCGCUAUAAUUGUUGCAUUGGUUUGUGCCACUGUCGGUGCAGUUGUC